Messenger RNA from Colius striatus (speckled mousebird), 1385 nucleotides. RefSeq names its product chromosome 14 C19orf12 homolog (gene C14H19orf12). Lineage: Eukaryota; Metazoa; Chordata; Aves; Coliiformes; Coliidae. The record is from RefSeq and is a predicted model, not a curated record. The transcript is spliced from 3 exons. The coding region runs from base 191 to 616 and encodes 141 amino acids.
AGGGGCGCCGCGGGCUCCGCGCGGCCUCUUGGGGCAGCCGCUGGGGCCCGAGGGCUCCGCAGGCCCAGGGGCGGGCAGGGCUGGGCUGGGACGGGCCGGACGCUGCGCCUCCCCCGGCAGGACCGCAGCCCGAUCCUGCGCGGCCUCCGGAGAGCCGGGCGCUGCCGGCGGAGGAUCUUAACUUGCCAAGAUGCCCAUCAACGUUAAUGAUGUGAUGCAACUGUUCUGCCAUCUCUCUCAGGAGAAGGGGAUGAAAGCUGCUAUCAAACACUCUGGCCAAGGAGCACUGCUGGCGGGUGCAACAGCAUUUAUUGGGGGUCUGGUGGGAGGUCCACCUGGAAUUGCUGUAGGAGGAGCAUUUGGUGGAUUGCUUGGUGCCUGGAUGAGUACUGGACAGUUCAAGCCGGUCCCUCAGAUUUUAUUGGAAUUGCCUCCUGCUGAGCAGCAGAAACUCUAUGAUGAAGCUGUUGUUAUUCUCAGAAACUUAGACUGGACUGAUAUUGCUCAGCUGACUACUCUUGUAAUGGGAAGUGCUAGUCUGCAGCAGAAGUUGACAGCAGUGCUGAUAAAUUACCUCUCCAAAGAGCUAAGAGCAGAGAUACAGUAUGGAGAAUAAACCUUUCCAGAGCAGGCUUUUUACAGUGUAAUGAAUUUUACUCUGACAAUUGUGAUUCUUCAACAUAGCAAGUAUCUAGUAAUCUGUACCAAUUUUGAAUGUAGACAGAUCUAAGUAUUGGGUUGGGGUGUUUUUGUUUUGUUUUGUAAGGGUAAUAUUAGAUAACUGCAAUAUCCUGACACUGACUCGCUAUGUAACUUUGAAUUACUCUGCACUAGGACUGAAUUCAAAGUCACUGAAGGGAAUGGUACUUCUCUUAUGCUAAUCUACCACUAGUUCAAAUUUUGAAAGUCGUCGUGUUUUAUUUGGGAGAUUUAACCAAGUUUGUGUGAGUGCUUUAUUUUUCUCCUGUGAACGACAUCUAGGUGCCAAAGUAGCUAGAGAGCUUGGAGGGAUUUUAGCUCCUGUUUCAGUGCUGCAAAAGAAAGUCAAAGAGUACAUUGUUCUACUGUGAACUCAAAAGAUCUCAAUCUUUGUUGCAUUUUUAGUGUAAUUCUUAAGUUAUUUAUUCUUUUAUGUAAGAAGUGAAGCCAGUGCCUAAAAAAGAGUUAAAGCCACACCUAAACAAACUGUGCACAAGUAGUAGUUGCACAGUUAGUAGAAGGGAAAGGCAUGGCAAGAAUACAGUUUUUAAAAAACUAGGAAGUGAGGAGCUGAAUCUACCAAUUUUGUACUAUUCCUGGGAUUAGGUUUAUCAUUUCAGCAUUGGUUUCUUGACUGAGUCUGAAUAGCUGGUCCUCUGUUUUCAAUAAAAUAUUCAUAAGAAGCA